AUGAGGGUCGUGGCUCUGAUCAGCGGUGGGAAGGACAGCUGCUACAAUAUGAUGAAGUGCAUCGAUGCUGGACAUCAGAUUGUUGCUUUAGCAAAUCUAAGACCAACUGAAAACCAUACGGGGUCAGAUGAGCUGGAUAGCUACAUGUAUCAGACAGUGGGCCAUCAUGCCAUUGACUUGUAUGCAGAAGCAAUGGCUCUUCCCCUCUACCGCCGCACCAUAAGAGGAAAGAGCAUGCAUACAGAACAAAUAUACACCAGAUGCGAAGGUGAUGAGGUUGAAGAUCUCUAUGAACUUCUGAAACUUGUUAAGGGCAUCCCUAAAGUGACCUCGCUGGCUGACUAUGAUGCUCUUAAUCUCUCGGAUUUUCACAUGCAUUUGGAAGUGGGCAGCCAGGCAAUUGUUUACAGGACUCCAAAUGAACUGUGCACCCGCAGCAAGUUUGAUAAACACACAUUUCCUCCUUUUAUCAGUGAGAUUGCAGAACGUGGAGUAUGA
This is a messenger RNA of Suncus etruscus (white-toothed pygmy shrew), 498 nucleotides long. It is a transcript of the gene DPH6, whose product is annotated as diphthamine biosynthesis 6. The record is from RefSeq and is a predicted model, not a curated record. Gene Ontology annotation, molecular function: diphthine-ammonia ligase activity. The transcript has 4 exons. Gene Ontology annotation, biological process: protein histidyl modification to diphthamide. The coding region runs from base 1 to 498 and encodes 165 amino acids. NCBI's taxonomy places the organism in Eukaryota, Metazoa, Chordata, Mammalia, Eulipotyphla, Soricidae.